AUGGCAGAACCGCAUACGACAAUACCAUCGAAGCAAGUUCCUAAUAGAUCUAAGCUUGCUUUGAAAGGUGAUUCGAAAAUAGUAGCUGACUUCUUUGAAUAUAGUAUACAUACUAUCCUAUAUCAGCGAGGUAUCUAUUCACCAAGUGAUUUCAAAACGGUGAAAAAGUAUGGGCUUAGUAUGCUUGUAUCGGCAGAUGAUGAGGUGAUAGAAUAUAUGAAUAGAAUCAUGAAGCAGUUGAGAAGGUGGAUUUAUUCGGGCAUGAUAUCAAAAUUGGUCAUAGCUAUAGUUUCCAAAGAGUCUGGAGAAGUGGUUGAAACUUGGAGGUUCGAUCUAAAGGUCAAUAAAGCGGAUGAUGAAAAGAAUGGCGACGAAGAGAAAGAACGGAACCAGUCCAAAGAAGAUAUAAAGAGAGAGAUUCAGGCUAUUAUAAGACAGAUCACUGCCAGUGUGACGUUCUUACCGGAGCUUCAAGGUGGCCAUACGUUUAAUGUUCUCGUCUACGCAGAUCCUAAUAGCAAAGUUCCACCGGACUGGGGAGAAUCAGAAGCAAAAGAGGUGGUAGGAGACUCCGUAGAAAGUGUUCGGUUUAGAAGCUUUACUACUGAUACUCAUAGUGUUUCUACGUUUGUUAGCUAUCGUAUAUCUGAUCAAUAG
Molecule: messenger RNA, 657 nt
Organism: Brettanomyces nanus
Lineage: Eukaryota; Fungi; Ascomycota; Pichiomycetes; Pichiales; Pichiaceae
Exons: 1
Coding region: 1-657 (218 amino acids)
Biological process (GO): mitotic spindle assembly checkpoint signaling
Cellular component (GO): kinetochore; cytoplasm; nucleoplasm
Source: RefSeq, a predicted model, not a curated record